AUGAGCGCGAUUCUUGGCGAGAUCCACCAAAUGAGUGGCCAGCGCUCUGUCUGUGGCCGCCUCUCGUACGUCAACCAGGAGGCUUGGAUCCAACACUCGACGCUCAAGAACAACAUUCUCUUCCACAACGCCUUUGACGCCGACUACUAUGACGCCGUCCUCUCUGCGUGCCAGCUCGGACCCGACCUCGCCAUGCUGCCGAACGGCGACGCGACCGAGAUUGGCGAGCGCGGCAUCAACUUGAGCGGCGGUCAAAAGGCGCGCGUGAGCUUGGCGCGGGGCGUGUACCAUCGCGAUGCCGACAUCUACCUCCUCGACGAUCCGCUGAGCGCGCUCGAUGUGCAUGUGGCCACGGCGGUGUUUCACGACUGCAUUCGCGGCCUUCUUCGAAGCAAGUCGACCGUGCUGGUGCUCAACAGUCACUACCACUUUCUUCCGCUCGCGGACCGAAUCUUGGUCCUCGACGACGGCGCAAUCGUCGGUGACGGCACAUACGAGUCGCUCAAGUCGACGCACGCGCAUUUGAUGACCUUUGCCGCGUCGAAUGACACCGAUACGCCGCUAGAUAAGGCGACUCCAAGCGGCCUUGUUGAGAAGGAAGACCGCGCCAAAGGUGCCGUCUCGGCCGCAACGUACAAGACGUACUUUGGCGCCAGCGGCUACAACGGACUUGUCGUGGCGGCGUCGAUUGCCACGUUCUUUACGGUCUCACAGACGUCGCUGACAAUGACCGACUGGUUCAUGAGCUACUGGGCCAACCAUACGGAGAUGAGAGCUUCCAUCUCGUCCGGGUACAUGUACCUCGGGUGCGCGCUCCUCUCGGUGCUCUUGGUCUACGGCCGGUCGCUACACGUUUUGCUCGUCGGGAUUCAGUGCUCGCAGUCGCUGCAUGCGAUGCUCCUCCGCAAGAUCUUGCGUGCGCCCGUCACCACCUUUUUUGACGUCACGCCCAUUGGUCGCAUUCUCAACCGAUUCUCGAGCGACUUGGACCAAAUCGACUCGCAGUUGCCGUACUUUGGUCUUCUCGUGCUCCAAUUCCUCUUUCAGAUCCUCGUCAUCCUCAUCGUGUGCGCUCUCUCGACGCCGUACAUUCUCAUUGCGUACGUCCCGAUCUUCUUGCUCUUCUUCAAGCUGCAGCAGUACUACAACAAGUCGUCAAGCGAGCUCAAGCGGCUCGAGAGCAUCAGUCGGUCGCCGGUCGUCACACUCGUUGCAGAGGCGCUCAGCGGUCCCUCGACGAUUCGAGCAUUUGGCAAAACCGACCUCUUCCUCACCAAGCAACGUGACGCGAUCGACCACUACAUGGGUCUCUCGUUUCUCUACAACUGUUCGGCGCGCUGGUUCCACAUGCGCCUCGAUUGGCUCAGCGCUGGUAUCCUUGCAGGCGUUGCCUUCAUCUGCGUUGCGACCAAAGCGUCGAUCGGGCUCGCCGCCGCGGGCUUGACGCUCACGUACGCGUCGCAGCUCUCGGGCUUCUUGUCCAAGCUCUCGAAAAUGUAUUCGACCGUGCAAAAUCUCAUGACGUCGGUCGAGCGGCUCAGUCACUACGAGUCGCUCCCAAGCGAAGACGACAACACGGUGACGCUCCUCGGUGCUGUUGACGCGUCAUGGCCCAAAACGGGCAUUCUUUCGUUUGCAAACGUCUCGAUGCGGUACCGCGACCACCUCGACCUCGUCCUCCAAGAUGUGUCGUUCACGGUACCCGAUGGCACCAAGGUGGGUAUCGUCGGCCGCACCGGCGGUGGCAAGAGCUCGCUCGUGGCGUCGCUCUUCCGCAUGGUGUCGCUAACAUCGGGCUCCGUUGUCCUUGACGGCGUCGAUCUUGGUACUGUGCCAGUGACGACGCUCCGGUCGCGGCUGACGAUCAUCCCGCAAGACCCGGUGCUCUUCUCGGGCUCCAUCCGCUUCAACUUGGAUCCGUCGCGUGCUUUGAGCGACGACGAGCUCUGGCGCGUGCUCAAGCAAGUCCACUUGGCCGACGCGAUUGGCUCGCUGGACGAUGAGGUCGCCGAGCGCGGCAGCAACUUUUCUGUUGGCCAGCGCCAGCUGCUCUGCAUCGCCCGCGCUUUGCUCCGGCAGAGCAAGGUCGUCGUCCUCGACGAAGCCACCGCGAACAUUGACCUCGAGUCCGACAAGCGCAUCCAAGCGACGAUCAAGGAGUGUUUUGUGGACGUGACGAUGCUCAUCAUUGCGUAUCGGCUCCACACGAUCGUCGACGCCGAUCGGAUUCUGGUGCUGGACGCUGGCCGCGGCAUCGAGUACGACACACCGACGGCAUUGCUGGCAACGCCGGAUGGUGCGUUUGCAAAGUUGGCCGCGCAGGCGCAGUUGCAGGUCGAGUUAAUUGAUGCGUCGAUGUUUUAGCCAAUUUGUAC
Messenger RNA from Saprolegnia diclina VS20, 2375 nucleotides. RefSeq lists its product as hypothetical. Gene Ontology annotation, cellular component: membrane. Lineage: Eukaryota; Oomycota; Saprolegniomycetes; Saprolegniales; Saprolegniaceae. The record is from RefSeq and is a predicted model, not a curated record. Gene Ontology annotation, molecular function: ATP hydrolysis activity; ABC-type transporter activity; ATP binding. Gene Ontology annotation, biological process: transmembrane transport. Bases 1 to 2364 code for a protein of 787 amino acids. The transcript is spliced from 3 exons.